CGCGGGUGAUAAGCGCCAGUUGAAAACACACCGCGGGCCGGUGAUGACGUCCGAUAUGGACAAAGAUAAACCAAAACCUGCCGUCAGACGACCUGAUGUCUUGAGGAAGCUAAACGCCGAUAGUUUGUAUAUGAUCGAACGAGGUCUGCUGGGAGACCUUCCAGACAAACUCAAACCACCACCAAUAGUGCCGUCCAGAGCCCAGAUAAACGAUCUUGCUGUCGCCAAACCAUCUGGGCUGUUAUCAGCAUGUCUGCCCAUCCCAGAUUCACCUGUAUCAGACAGAGUGAGUUCUUCCGAAGAUGAAAGCAAAGUCGAAGGUUCCCCGUUGAAGAAAACAUUCAGCUUCCGCGAUAGGCUGUCAAGAAUAAGUUUUUUCAACAAAGACAGAGACAAAGAUAAAGAUAAAGAAAAACCAAAAUGGAAAACCAUCGUGGAAGACGAGAAGAAUGAAGACCCAAUAGUGAAUCAUGGACCAUUAAAGCUAGCUCCGAGGAGGUCCGACACAAAAGCAGAACAGGAUUACAAAAGUAAUAAGCGUUUUUGGUUCUUCAGAAGCAAAGAGUUAGAGAAAAGGGAAAAGGGUCAUAGGCCCGUCUACAUGCGUAGCAAGAGUUUCGAAUUUCUACCAAGAGCUUUGGAAGAAGAUGAGGAUGAAAUAUCACCAAGAAUAAAGAAAAACAUCUACCCCUUCGGCAGUAGGGAUACUAUGGGCGAUGCUUGGACAUCGAACGAGAGCCUCGAAUACUUAGCUAACAUCUACCAUGACAGUGACGACGGAGUGUGCCUUAAAAGUAUUAAAGAAAUAGCUUCAGAUCUCUCGUAUAAUAAUUCUAGUACAUCGAUCCCAACUUCGGGAUCAAGUGUUGCUAAUGUUAAGAAUAUUUUGAAGACAGAGUCAGUUGAGGAUGUUUUCAAAGAGUUUAAGAAAGCGGUUGAACUAUUCAGUGAGAAUUAUUUGAGUGACUGUGAGCCGUAUACAAAGACCAAGGAUUUGACGGUCGAGCAGAAGAGAAAGAGUUGUUCGUUUACAACGUUGCCGUCUCCGAAAGUGGUGCAAGUGGUGCAAUGCAAUAAAGUGGGUGAGGCUAGUGAAGACUUCAAGAAAGAGUUGUCUAGAGUGUUGAAUCUGAAACGUGAAGUGCGGUCUCCGUCGGCCAGGAGAGGUUCAGUAACGGACUGGUUUGUGCUAGAAGACAAGGCAGCUUCUGCCAGCGCUGGCGCUGGUGUUACAUCAGUGCCGGAAUCUAACAAAUACAGGAGGGGAAAGAAGAAAGAUAUCAACCGAGUUCGAAGAAUCAGCUCUACGAAAUAUUGGAUAACGCCAGAAGAAUGUGCAGUAUACAGCAGAGAUCAGAGGCCGCCUCUGGUCAUCCCCCGCAUCACACAGUACAGGAACCCUAGACCGAGGGCACAGCCCUUUGGACAAGGGUACCAUGAGGAGGAUGAAAUUCCAGAACAAGGGUCCCUUAAAGGACGAGGAUAUGAACCUCUCCACAACUGGAGUCCGACUUCGGAGCGGAGUCGGCCAGAUCUGGACAUCAUGUACAAUAAAUCCAGCUCUGACAGUCCACCUUUCGUCAGGAUUAAUAAAAGAUUGGGAGGGUCUACGGAAAAUCUUCUGACCAACGUCAGAAGACCGAGCCACCUGCUUCUCCCAGCUUCAUCGUCUGGGGACAGCCUGGACGUGGAAAUCCGGGAGAGGGAACCACAUGCCAGGAACAGAAAAUCUAGGUCCAUGGUCGCUCCGAAGAAUCGGUUACAGUCUCCCAUUCCUGCUCCCAGGCAUACACUUCAACAAGAGGUGAUUCUAGAGGGUCCAGUCAAACGAACCAAGUUCCUGGAAGGUACGAAGAAGACCAAAAAGAACUGGAUAGACUGCUACAUGGUUCUCACACCUACUGCUCUAGUCUUUUACAAAGACCAGAGGACGUAUUACUCUUCAAAGGUAUCUCGACCACCUGGCACGCCUCCUAGUCCAUCCACACCACAAGCAGAGCUCGUACUGGCGUUACUCAACGCUCAUGCUACACAGUGUAUUCAAAAACACACGAAAAGGUACGCACGAUCUAUCCUGCUCAUCGUAGGCUACGACCAGUACCUGAUCCAGGAUGAGACUGAGGAUGGAGCCAGGAAGUGGUUCGCACACAUUCGAGGCGUUAUUUUUGCCCUGUACCAAUGCAGUCUACCAGGAGGUGACUCUCCAACCUUCACUCACAGCAACGCAGACGCCGACAGCCUAGGCAGGACCCCACCCACCGCCCGACACGCCAUCAGGAACAAACACAAAGCUGGAGGGAGUAGCAAUGAGGAUUCGAGCGACUCAACAGAAGUUUCUAUUCAGAAAUCACAAGUGAGGAGUAAAUUAAGAAAAUUCUUCGCGAAAAGACCACCCGUGGACCAACUAAUGAGGAAAGGAAUAUAUAAAGAUGAGCCAGUAUUCGGACGGAAUUUGGAGGAGGUAUGUCCAGCUACGAGCCCUCGAGUGCCAGAAUUCGUUGUGGCGUGUGUGAAAGAGAUAGAGAGACCUGACAAUAUGUGCACUGACGGAUUAUAUCGAGCCAGUGGCAAUUUGAGUCAGGUCCAGAAGAUACGAUUAGAGGUGGACCAGAACAAGAUGUCGGUGAUCCAGAACAACACAGACAUCCACGUGCUCACAGGUUCUCUGAAGCUGUUCUUCCGAGAGCUGAAGGAGCCACUCAUACCUUGCUCCAUGUUCGACAGGGUCCUCGCUGCAUGUUCAAUCAAACCAAAAGAAGCAAGAAUCAAGGAGUUCCAAGAGAUCGUGAAAGCGUUACCACCCUGCAAUAGAGACACACUGAAGUUCUUAUUAGAACAUUUGAUAAAAGUAACUGAAUACAAAGAACAGAACAGAAUGCACACAGCGAACCUAGCAAUUGUCUUUGGGCCUACACUCCUUUGGGCGCCGCCAGAGCAGGCUCACAACAUAGCGGUAGACUGCAUCCAACAAAACAAUGUCGUAGACAUCCUACUAACAGACUUCAAGGAAAUAUUCGUAGAUAAUGGAAGUAAAGGCAAGAAGAAAGCGUGAGCACAACUCUACGGGUAGUGCUGCCAACCCCAAAAUUGGUUAUUGUACCAAAAUAAGUUGCCAGAUGCGAAAAAUUCACACUAAACAGUAGUAUUUACGUUUCUGAACUGAAAUAAAUAAGUACUCCUUUAUACAUAUAAAACGAUGUUUUUUCGAUCGCUUCUGCACUUAUUCUGGGGAAGUUGUCAUGUUGAGAUUGCGGUUAUUUAAAUAUGACAAUGACCAAUCAUUCCCAAGGGUUAUUUUUUGUGAAAACGCUAGCUAUAAUAGUGUAUUGUGGGUGGAUAGUGCUAUAUAUAGUGUGAAAGACCCUAUUUUGUGUAUAUAGAUGAAUGUAUGAUAACUACAAAUAUUGAAGCCUUAGAUUUAUUCGUUAUUCGGUAUGAUCUCUGUUGCUUACAAAAAACCUUAUUUGAUAUAAACUUGCGAUUUGAACAGUCUGACCGCCAUUUUGAAUAAUAGACGCCAUGUUUUUAAAUUGACAUAUUCUUUGUUGUGGUUGUCAGACUUCAAAAUAAUUGUAUUUUAUUAAAUAUAAUCAAAAUUAUAUUAAAUUAACUACUGAAUGAGAGUUGUGAUUGUGAAGCAAUAUGAUACGGAAAGACUGUCCGAGGCUAGAGAUAAAAAUAAUAUAUUCAUAUAACUAUUUACUUUGUAGAUUAAAAAAAUAUAAAAAUU
Messenger RNA from Spodoptera exigua (beet armyworm), 3730 nucleotides. NCBI's taxonomy places the organism in Eukaryota, Metazoa, Arthropoda, Insecta, Lepidoptera, Noctuidae. The record is from the annotation of a GenBank genome assembly.